Molecule: messenger RNA, 512 nt
Organism: Gavialis gangeticus (Gharial)
Lineage: Eukaryota; Metazoa; Chordata; Crocodylia; Gavialidae
Gene: DYNLRB2
Product: dynein light chain roadblock-type 2
Exons: 4
Coding region: 1-264 (87 amino acids)
Biological process (GO): microtubule-based movement
Cellular component (GO): cytoplasm; centrosome; cytoplasmic dynein complex
Molecular function (GO): dynein intermediate chain binding
Source: RefSeq, a predicted model, not a curated record
AUGAGAAACGCGCACAAGGGGGUCAUCGGCACCAUCGUGGUCAAUGCGGAAGGAAUUCCCAUCAGGACAACUCUAGAUAACUCUACAACAGUCCAAUAUGCAGGCCUGCUUCAUCAACUCACAAUGAAAGCUAGAAGCACAGUAAGAGAUAUUGAUCCUCAGAAUGAUCUAACCUUUCUUAGGAUAAGAUCAAAGAAACAUGAAAUCAUGGUAGCCCCAGAUAAGGAAUAUCUUCUGAUCGUUAUUCAGAACCCAUGCGAGUAGACACACCACAAGAAGAUUUUGAGAGACUAAAGUAGCUGUACUUUCUAAACUAAGAUUAAUUCUCUGAUAUUUAAUGUUCAACAUACUAAUGGGUUACUUUACGUAAUAUACAUAACCUCUCAUAACUAAUACUUUGCCAAGUUAAAAUUUCCAGCUGGUAGCUGUAUAUUAACUUGUGCUCGAGCAAGAAAACACUAUGUAUAUCUCAGUAUGCGGAACAAUAAAACAAAAUGCAUAACACGUGCUAA